This is a messenger RNA of Oncorhynchus keta (chum salmon), 1374 nucleotides long. RefSeq names its product transmembrane protein 163. Gene Ontology annotation, molecular function: zinc ion binding. The transcript has 8 exons. The coding region runs from base 385 to 1239 and encodes 284 amino acids. Gene Ontology annotation, cellular component: synaptic vesicle membrane. The record is from RefSeq and is a predicted model, not a curated record. NCBI's taxonomy places the organism in Eukaryota, Metazoa, Chordata, Actinopteri, Salmoniformes, Salmonidae.
CAAAAGUCUACAAUUGAUCAUCAAAUGGUAGCCUUGUGUCUUUAUAGCAACUGCAUGUCGAUAAUAAUCAGAUCUAUAUUACAAGACUCAAGCAAAUGAACCCAUUUAUGAAUCUGAGCAAAUUAACCUUUCUAAAUCUUCUCACUGCAGUUCCCUCUAUCGUGCAAAAUCUCGUCGUCAGAGAGAGUGGAGAGAGAGGGGUGUGGCCGUAAGGGGUCUGUUGCUGCUGAUGCUGUGGAGAUUGCGUUUAUCUCUCAUCUAGUCGUCGCUGUCUGCACUUCGUCCUGUCAACACCGGCGUCAUUCGCGCCCUGGAUGGCUGCAUUUGUAACUCCGGUGUGAGUUAUUUUUUUCCCGAGGACUUUUGACUUAUAAGUAAACAACCAUGACUGACCCAAUGACACAAGAUUCAUUCCCUGUCCCGGAUCCCACAAUCGUGGACCCUUCGGCCGUACGGAACGGCGGGUGCGCGUCUAAUGCGAAUCUAUCCAAAAUACCGAGUCAAGACGAUCCUUUUAAUAUGGACCGGGACCAAGAGAUGAGAAUCACCGACAGCGUUGAUGGUCAAGGUAGCCUGCUGGAGAGCAGCAUGCGACUAAAGCCCCACGAGGCUCAGAACUACAGGAAGAAGGCAUUGUGGGUGUCUUGGAUCUCCAUCGUGGUGACAAUCAUCCUGGCAGUGGCAGCCUUCACUGUUUCAUUCAUGAGACACAGCGCAUCAGCCUUCGGAUUUGCCUUUGACGCCACGUUGGACGUGCUAUCUUCAAUCAUCGUGCUGUGGCGUUAUAGCAACGCAGCAGCUGUCCACUCUGCCCAUAGGGAAUACAUAGCGUGUGUGGUCCUUGGGGUGGUCUUCAUCUUGUCCUCCCUGUGCAUUCUGGGAAAAGCCAUCCAUGACCUGGCCACCAAGCUGCUUCCUGAAGUGGAUGACUUCCUCUUCAGUGUGUCUAUUGUCAGUGGGAUUAUGUGUAUUAUCCUGGCUGUGUUGAAGUUCAUGCUGGGGAGAGUGCUGACCAGUAGAGCCCUCAUCACUGACGCGUUUAACUCCAUGGUGGGAGGAAUCAUGGGUUUCUCCAUCCUCAUCAGUGCUGAGGUGUUCAGACACCACCCUGACGUCUGGUACCUGGACGGCUCCAUCGGCGUCAUCAUCGGACUCGUCAUCCUCGCGUAUGGGGUCAAACUGCUGCUGGACAUGGUACCCAGGGUGAGACAGACCAGGAACUACGAACGCUUUGAGUGAGCCAGUCAUCAGAUUAGUGGGAUGCUCCGAGGACCAGGGUUACACCUGCCACAGCCCCAAUCUCUCUCUCUCUCUCUCUCUCUCUCUCUCUCUCUAUCUCUCUCUCUCUCUCAUGCACCCGCACACACACACACA